This is a messenger RNA of Tripterygium wilfordii, 1702 nucleotides long. RefSeq names its product multiple organellar RNA editing factor 1, mitochondrial-like. NCBI's taxonomy places the organism in Eukaryota, Viridiplantae, Streptophyta, Magnoliopsida, Celastrales, Celastraceae. The transcript has 5 exons. The record is from RefSeq and is a predicted model, not a curated record. Gene Ontology annotation, biological process: cytidine to uridine editing; mitochondrial mRNA modification. Gene Ontology annotation, cellular component: mitochondrion. The coding region runs from base 71 to 1414 and encodes 447 amino acids.
UUGCUUCCCUAAACCCAAUAGAACCCUAAAACCCCCAGUUCUCUGUGCACUACCACCACCAAAACCAGCGAUGGCACUCCACUUUCUCCGCGUCCGGCGGGCCCUGGCCACCGUCUCUUCUCUCCACCGUUCUCUUCCCUCUACAAUACCCAGUAUCGCAUCCUCUCCUCUCCUCGAAAAAUCCACUCCCCUUUCCUCAUCAUUGGCGACGAUCUUCUGCAAACCUCGAUCGUUCUCACUGACUCGGGUUUCCUUCUUUUCUUCUUCUCCCUCAACCCGAUCAUCACCGCCGAGGGUAUGGAAGGAGGGGGAGGAGAUCACGCCUGACAUGGUCUUGUUCGAGGGCUGCGACUAUAACCACUGGCUCAUCACCGUAGACUUCCCGAAGGAGGCGAAACCCCCUCCUGAAGAGAUGGUCCGCACCUACGAGGAAAUCUGUGCCAAGGGUCUCAACAUCAGUUUGGACGAGGCAAAAAAAAGAAUGUAUGCAUGCAGCACAACUACUUAUGAAGGUUUUCAGGCUAUAAUGACAGAAGAAGAGUCUGAAAAGUUUAGAGAUAUCCCUCAAGUUGUUUUUGUGUUGCCAGAUUCCUAUAUCGAUCCAGUAAACAAAGAGUACGGAGGAGACAAGUAUGAAAAUGGAGUGAUCACACACCGGCCACCCCCAGUUCAAUAUCACAGAACUAGUGGAAGAUUCAGAGACCAGCGAAACAGAAAUGCUGACCGAGGUAGGUAUGACCAACGAGGAGGUCAAGCUCCGAACCAGCAAGGGUAUAAUCAGCAAGGAGAUGGAAGGAAUUAUGGAGCCUCUCAAAAUUAUUCACCUCAGCAAAAUUAUCCUCCACAACAAAAUUAUGGUCCUCCUCAGCAAAAUUACAGUCAACCUCAACAAAAUUUUGGACCUCCUCGACAACAUUAUAGUCAACCUCAACAAAAUUUUGGUCCACCUCAGCAAAAUUAUAGUCAACCUCGACAAAAUUAUGACAGUCCACCUCAGCAAAAUUAUGGUCCACCUCAGCAAAAUUAUAGUCAACCUCGACAAAAUUACGACGGUCCACCUCAGCAAAACCAUAGCGUGCCACAACAAAACUAUUCUGGGUUCUCCGAUCAGGAAUCUAAGAGAGGUCCAAUGCCUUCAUCACAUCAGGGCAAUCACCCUCAAGGAGGACCAACAAAUAAUAAUCUGCAAGAACAAAGGGAGUUCCCUCAGGGAAGUCGCAGGGAAUAUGCACCUCCAGGACAGGGAGGCUAUGCGGGAGAUAAUAGGGAUCAUGGUCAAACACAAGGUCAAAUGCAAGGAGCAAAUCCUGACUAUGGGCAGGGUUUCUCACAUGUGGAGCAGAGGAAUGCACAAAGGGAGCAAAGGAAUUAUAUGGCCAUGGGACAAACUGGACCAGACCAGGGAAGGUAUUGAGGUCUCAAUUUAAUUGUUGUGAGGACCUGAACGAUCAAAUUAAUGUCACCUAUCUAGCUGCUCACCAGAGUGAAGGAUUACAUAUUUCCUCUAGUCUUGGUCAAGUUUGGGGUUAAUGGUUUGUGCACCACUUCACUUCUGAUUUUCUAAUCUUUUUUUGCUGAUGUCUUAAUUUGCUGUACUUCGAAUAUAUUAUGAACAAAGAUCCCCUUAUCUAUUUACAAGUUACAAUAGAUUGUGUACGUAUUGCUGAAUGAUUGAGAUAGCGAAUCAAAUGGAUUUCGUGGC